UUGGCGCAAGAAGAAGCCGCAUUCCAGUCAACAAUCAUCAGAAAAUUAUUAUUUGUGACAAAAUCUAGAUAAUUCUCUUCGAUUCUCUUCAAAAUAAUACCUUACAAUUAGUUUGAUAUGUUCUGUUAUCACUGUCCACUGACUGUAUCUCCUGCAACUGUUGGAUCUCGACCCGCGCCCAUCCCUUUCUCUCUGUAUUCAGCUGUCUCUCCUUAUAAUAGCUACAGUUAUCAAAGUGAUUUACACGACGACACCUUCGUUCGAAGGAAACAGAGAAGGAACAGAACUACCUUCACUGUACAACAGUUAGAAGAAUUGGAGAAGGCCUUCUCUCAGACGCAUUAUCCCGAUGUAUUCACUAGAGAAGAUCUGGCUAUGAAAAUUAAUCUUACGGAAGCUCGAGUUCAAGUUUGGUUUCAAAAUCGUAGAGCAAAAUGGAGAAAAGCAGAAAGGUUGAGAAAAGAAAGAGAAUCGAAAUCUGGAGGAGGAACUUCGGAUAAUAAUGCAGAUAACGAAUCAACGGGUCAGGCUUGUUCGACGAUAGAAAAAGUGACCGAUUCUGUUGACGACGAUGAUGACGAUGAUGAUGAUAUCACGGCAGAAGCUAAAGAAGAUUCGCAGAAACCGAACGAUGAUGAAGAACAAGUGAAUACGGAUACGGAAACGGGAAGAAGUGACUCAACUGGCGAUAAAACGGAUGCGUGUCGUGUUCCAGGAUUAAGUGGGGAUAGCAUAUUGAACAGGUGCUCAGCCGGAUCCAGUGUUAAUAUAUCGGAAUCUGGUUUUCUUAAAGAUGCUACGUCUUCCUGUUUGGAUUCGGGAUUUUCCUUAAGAACAUCAUCUCUCUUUCCGAGUUUCGCUAGCAGCUCACUGAAUAGCCAAUCGUGUCUAGAUGCCGCAUCUACGACACAUCCCCGUUUUCCUCUACCUCCUCUUUAUUUUCCUCAUCAUCUGGGUCAUCAGUUUGGACCACCGACUUUUCCUAUAAAAGCAUUCUCAAUGUGUACCUGCUGCAUUUCUAAACCUUUAUCGCAAUGCUCAACUUCUCAUAACUUGGUAUGUUCACGAGAUCCGACAACGUCAAGUGUCACAGAUCUUCGACGAAAGGCGCGAGAGCAUUCUCAGGCCGUCCUUCAAUCAGCGGUCGUCAAUCCAACAGACAUUUAAAAAAAAAAAGAAGAAGAAGAAACAGAAGAAGAAGAAGAAGAAACAGAAGAAAAAGGCGAAGAGAAUAUAAAAAAUACAUUCGAUAAAACCGGAAGUACAAUCGAGCUGGCUGCCACAAUAACAAUUCAUCCUUGUUUCAAUGGUUUUAUCCGGUAGGAAGAUUGAAAUAUUAGUGUAUAUAGUGUAGAUGUGUGUUAUGUAUUCAAGUGUAAUUAAAUGGAUGUAAACCUCCAUGUUAGCUGCUGUAUAUGAGCGCAACUUG
Molecule: messenger RNA, 1429 nt
Organism: Centruroides sculpturatus (bark scorpion)
Lineage: Eukaryota; Metazoa; Arthropoda; Arachnida; Scorpiones; Buthidae
Gene: Drgx
Product: diencephalon/mesencephalon homeobox protein 1-like
Exons: 7
Coding region: 118-1167 (349 amino acids)
Biological process (GO): regulation of transcription by RNA polymerase II
Molecular function (GO): DNA-binding transcription factor activity, RNA polymerase II-specific; RNA polymerase II transcription regulatory region sequence-specific DNA binding
Source: RefSeq, a predicted model, not a curated record